AGCAUUACAUGGGCAUCUGUCCAAAGAAGAGCCUUGUCUCAAAGGCCAUGGCUGAAUCCAGAGACUACGUGGGAGACUUCCUCAAUGAAUUCAGGCGGGAGAUCAUCACACGAACAAGACGAGUCAGUGAGAUCACUGAGGCAGUCUCCUCCCAAAGUCUCAUUCAUGAUGGUGCAAUUUGUCAAGUCCAAGCUGCUCGUACUGAGCAGGAGGCGAUGAGGAUGCUUUUUGAAGCUCUGGAAAGAGAACCUUCUCACCACAGAGCGUCCUUUCAUCUGAUAUUGAGGAUGAACGAGCCAGAACUUAUUCAGGAACUUGAAUUGAGACAACGAAACAGCAAGCAUACACAGACCGAAGAUGAUCAAUCACUUGGGGAGAAAAAAAAGCAAGAUGGUAAGAUAAAGAGAGAUUCACUGAAGAGAAGAAGACUGGAGACAGUGCUAACCAUAGAGCAGAUUCAGAAAUUUUGGGAAGAACCAAAACCAGAGCAAAAUGAAAUUGAAAAAAAGAAGGGAAGAAUCAAACAACAGCAAGAUGAGAUGGCCUGCAUGACAGAGGAAAAAAGACAACUAGAAAAGAUGCUGGAACAUAUUAAGGAAAAGAUGAAUCAAAACAAAGAGGAGCUCAAUAGAGAGAAAUACACAAUUGAACAAUUAAAAGCAAACCUGCAAUCAGAGAGAAAAGUCCUGGAAGAUGAACGUGAUAAAAUCCAAAAAGAGAAAAAAAAGCUAAGAAAUGUGCAAGAUGAAGUUCAGAAAGCUAAACAAGAAACUGACAAGAACAAGCAUGAUUUAAAACUUGAGAAGGACAAAAUAAACCAGAUGCGAGCUGAAAUGCUCAAAGAGAAAGAACUCCUAGAGAAAAGAUGUCAAGAGACCUUAGAAAAAGAGAAUGAGUUGGAGCAGGUCAAGCAAAAAGUUGAACAUGAAAAGGAGGAUUUGAUACUGAACAGGACAUUGUUACAGAAAGAGUGGGAAAAAGUGGAGCAGACGAAGGCAGAUAUACAGUUGCAAAUUGCAUUUAUUGAGAUCAAGGCUGAGGAAAUCAAGAUUGCAAAUGAACAACUGGUUCAGAUGAAACUGGUGAUGCAGACGGGAAGAGAUGUUCAUGAAAAAGAAGAGACUGAUAUGCAGAAAAGAAAAGAUGACAUGGAGAAAAAGACACAGUUGCAAAUGACUCAAAUGGAGAUGAAGAUGCAGGCGUGUGAAGCUGUUAAGGAUGAACUUAACAAAGAGGGAGAAGAAACAAUUCAGAGUAAGAUGGAGGACUUGAAUGAAAGAAUGGAUGAGAUAAGAACUGAGCUGAGGCAUAUCCAGGAUGUAAAAAAUGACUUAAUAAGACAGAAAGAAGAGGUAGAGACCCAAAUGAAAAAGGUUUUAAGUGAAAUGCAUAAACUUGAACAGAUGAAUGCAGACCUACAGAGAAAAAAUGAAGCAAUUGAAAAUAAAAUAGCUGAGGCGAGAAUUGAAGGGACUAAACUUGAGCAAAUGAAGACAGAGAUUCUAAGGCAAAAAGAGAAUGUUGAAAACACAAUGCAACUUACAAAUGCAGAGAUGGAAAAGCUACAGCAAGUCAGGGAUGAAAUACAACAUCAAAGAAAUAAGUUGGAGGAAAGGAUGAAGAGAGCUAAACGAGAAAUGGAAGAGAUGGAACUCUUGAAAAAAGAGAUAGACAUGAAGAAAAAAGAGACUGACCAAAAAAUGAAGCAGACAAUUAGGAAGAAAAAUGAAAUAGAGAGAAUGAAAAUGGAAAUACAGAUGGCAUUAGAAGAAAUUGAACGCAAAAGGGCAGAAACUGAGAAGAAGAGAUAUGAUAUGGAACGUGUAAAAGCUGAAAUUCAAAGAGCAAAAGGGAAGAAUCCAAACACAGAGGAAAAAGAGGAGAUGAAUGCUAACAUUAUCAACCUAAUCUUUCAGAUUGAAAGAACCAGGGAAAUGGUAAGGGAUGCAAAAUUUCAUAUGAACAACAGAAUGACAGAAAGCCUGCUAGGAGCAAGUGAUAACGAGGAGAUGAAUGCUGAGAUGCAGAAACUUAUUGUGGAAAUUGAACACAUAAGAGAAAUGCUCCAACAUCUUAAAGAAGAAAUGGAACAAAACAAGGAGGUUCUCAAGAGAGAAAAGGAUGAGAUAAGAACACUUAAAAUUGAAAUUCAAAGAAAAACAAGAUACCUGGAAAACCGAGAAGAAAAGAACAGGAGAGAACGAGGUGAGUUAGAACUAAUGAGUGUCAGGAUACAGAAACAAAGGCAAGAACUGGAGGAAAGACUGGAAGGCAUCAGACAACAGAAUAGAAUGAAAGCAGAUCAAACGGAUGAUACAGACAAACCUGGAAAAAUGUUGCGAUCUGAUGUGCAAGUUCAAACCGAAAUUUGGGAGCAAGAAAAUCAGAUUCUUGCUGAAGAAAUAAACCAGAAGAAGAAAGAGUUGGAAAAGAUGACUGCAAUAAUAGCAAACCAAAAUCAGGAUUUUGAGGCAAAGACAGACCUUCUUGAGAAGGAAAAAUAUUACAUUGAAAACAAAUGGUUGGAGCUGCAGAGGAAAAGUGAAGAGUUGCAAAUUGAAAUGACAAAACAAAAAGAAAAGGAAGACAUGGAAAGAAAGGCAAUGGAACACGAGAAACAAGCCCUAGAAAAAGAAAUAACCAAGGUGAGACAACAGAAAGAACAGUCUGAAAAGGAAAAAGAAGACAUGGUAAAAACAUGGAAAGAACUUGACGUUCUAAAAGAGCAAAUAACAAAAGAGAAGGCUGAAAUAGAUCAAAUUACAAGCAAAAUUGCAACUGAAAAAUUUGUACUUGACCAAAGAGAGACUGAAAUCAACCAACAAAAGCAAUUUCUGGAGGACACUUUUAAGGACUUGAUGCAAAAGACCAACAAUCUUGAU
This is a messenger RNA of Trichomycterus rosablanca, 2882 nucleotides long. RefSeq names its product trichohyalin-like. Lineage: Eukaryota; Metazoa; Chordata; Actinopteri; Siluriformes; Trichomycteridae. The annotation marks the transcript as partial. The record is from RefSeq and is a predicted model, not a curated record. The transcript has 3 exons.